Messenger RNA from Phytophthora nicotianae INRA-310, 2634 nucleotides. RefSeq lists its product as hypothetical. The transcript has a single exon. Bases 1 to 2634 code for a protein of 877 amino acids. NCBI's taxonomy places the organism in Eukaryota, Oomycota, Peronosporomycetes, Peronosporales, Peronosporaceae. The record is from RefSeq and is a predicted model, not a curated record.
AUGCGCAUCAACCUUGGUGCCAACAAGAAGCUCAUCAGCUCGGACUGUUUCCGUCUGUUGAGUUUGGUUCCAGAGGUUCAAAACGAUGUUGAAGUGGUCAAACCCGUUCUGGAAGAAUUGGAGGUGAUGCGACUGAGCUGCUCGCUCGGGAUGUUGUCGUCGGUGAAUGCGAAAGACUUUGAGAUGGAGAUGCUCGAGGCACGGGAGUUCGACGACGACUUCAUUCUCUUUCUGCGUAAGGAAAUAUUCGGGACAAAUGAGAAGCUCGAGUCUGACGGUGUCAAGGUGGUGUCUCUGUUUGGGAAGCAAGCGGCGGUGGAGCUAGAGCUGGAGCGCUGUGGGUGCUGGUCAGACGAUAUCGAGAGGAAUCUGAAGACAGAAGACCAGGGUAUUUACUGUAUUGCUCAGAAGAGCGACUGUUCUGUGUUGGUGCUGUUUGGAUGGAUCCAAGACGACUUGUUCCGGAAAUCCCGACUGCGUGAUACGGCGACGUAUGUGCUCCGUUUCCUAACGUGUUUGAGUCCAGAUAUGGUGUGCUGCUUGUCAUCUGAAGAUGUCGAGCUCCUCGAUCGGGCUGUGACUUCCAUGAACUCCAACCAUUUGGACGCUUGGAAGUCGUUUUCGGUCGCGUUCCAUGUCGAGCGGCAGGAGGAGCAAAGCGAUGGUGUGCUAGGCGAAAAACUUGCAACCUUAAAGCUACCAAUGAACUCUUCACCUCAGAACCUCCAACUACUGAAGGGAAGCUAUCCAGCGUAUUCCGUGGUGGAACCAGCUCCAGCCAUGAAACGCAAAGAGUGGAGUAGUCAAAGAUUUGAUACUGUUAAGGAAUUUGCGACUUGGUUAACCAACGAGUCGAAGCAACGAAACAUCCGACUUGAGUGUGGUGUCAUGGGUCCAGAUAACUUUCGCAAUGUGUUGCUAGAGACCACUGGCCGCUGGCCUGAGAAGGAGCUAACGGAUGUCAAGGAUAUGCUCAAUCGUAGCUUACGAGCGUCAGUGGAGCAAUCCAAGGAGCAAGUACAAACAUACAUAGAGGAUCUCCGCGCGACACUACUUAGCCAUAUGGACCGUUUGUUCGACUUGGACAUUUUGUUCAAAGGAGACAAAGGGGAAUCAGCGUUCAGGACUCUGAACAAUUGUUUUCAAGAUAUUCAGUCAGAACGCCGCAUUUGGGGUAAACUCGACACUUCGACACAAGUGACGUUGAAUUUACCGCUUCGUCUUAAAAACCAGAUGAAAACGAUUGCUACGAUGUUUCGCGAUCAGAGCGGCAAUGCCCCUGAUGAGAACGUAGGCGAAUCCCUUGCAGUAUCCAUGCGAGAGUUCACUGUCUUGGAUACCAAGCUUAAGACUGGUAGUGAUGGAAUCAUUGGACGAGCAUUGAAAACGGUCGGUGGCAUGCUACCAUGGGACCAGACUUCGGAGUUGCUAUCGGACAAGUUUCGCGAGGCCAUGGUGGGACCAUUGAUCGAGGCUCGGCAUAAUUGGUUUCAGUCCAUUGAGACUGCCUUAACUGUAGCUGAAAGCGUUUUGCCGAGGAAAUGGAAUGAUGACAUGGAGAAGUCUGUCCGCCAGUCGUGUCAAGCUGAUGAACACAAGCUGAUUACAGAGGCGUUUAACGAUCUGAUUCUUUCUUGGCGAGAACAACACAAAGAAGGAUUGAUGACUACAGUCCGCCCACGCGUUCGUCAGAUGACAGUUUACUGCGACGUCGAGAAGGAGCAAUGGAAGCCUGCAACCGACCAGCUGAAGAUUUCCAAGCUGGUGCAGAACGAUGACGGAACUUUUAGUACCAUUGAGCUGGGCACACAUCGUCUAAAUCCUGGUGCAAAAAUUCUUAAAGCUUUCACGAUCAAGAACAGCUGCCUCGUUUUGGUAACUACGUCUUUGAGCGGGACGUUGGUGGAACGCGUAGAUUUCCCGCUUCAGCGCUCGUGGUGGGGAGGAAACACUGGGGAGGUGUCAUUCGCACGUCAGUUCGGUCGAUCGGUAUCAUUAUGCGAUUUUAACGUUCACGACCGAGUUGUAGCGCUCGUUGAGGAAGGAGGUCGGGUGGUGCUCUAUCGCUUCAAUGAAACGUUCUCAUCGCUGGAGAUCUACAAACCAAUUGAGUUGUCGCUGCGAACGUCGUUGGCAAUGCCAGUGACAAAUGUACUUCUAGUAGAUGGUUCUCUUUAUGCCACAGACACGAAUGGUUCGAUCCAGUCGGUCAGUCUCAAGAACCAGCAAGUAUCUCGAGCAGUGCGAAUCAUGCCAUCGGGAUCUUGUGAACCUAACGGUUCACUGUUUGCUAUGGCUGACGAUAUGGUGCUCGGCUUUGUGGGAAAAUAUGAAGUCAUGAACUCAACUGAAGACGAUGAGAGGGCUGAGCUACUUGCCGUGGCCAGUGAAGAUUUCCGCAGAGUUCCAGUGAAUUAUAUUGGAGGGUUUACCCUCCACUCGAAGGGUUUGUUGAUUCAAAGCUUUGGUGAUUUGCUGUUCGCAGUGAACGAGGAGAGGAAGAAAAUGUGUGUAUGCCGUCUAACAGUGACUGUGAGAAGCGAAUCGUUCCGGAUUCAGCAUUCCAAGGAACGCUCUGUCAACGGUAGCAAGGCGGAGUCGGUGGAUGAUGACGAGGUGGAUCACUGGCUCUGA